Messenger RNA from Ruditapes philippinarum (Manila clam), 690 nucleotides. RefSeq lists its product as uncharacterized. The transcript has 2 exons. Gene Ontology annotation, molecular function: 3'-5'-DNA exonuclease activity; nucleic acid binding. Gene Ontology annotation, biological process: DNA catabolic process. Gene Ontology annotation, cellular component: cytoplasm. The record is from RefSeq and is a predicted model, not a curated record. NCBI's taxonomy places the organism in Eukaryota, Metazoa, Mollusca, Bivalvia, Venerida, Veneridae. Bases 1 to 690 code for a protein of 229 amino acids.
AUGACAGUUAAUGGAACAACGGUUCAAUCUGUGAAUAUUAGAUCAGCAGUUGUUGACAUGAUCGCCUGGAUUUCUAAAUUUCAAAAUGUUUUUUUAGUUGCACAUAAUGGACGUAGGUUCGAUUUCCCAAUUUUGGUUACAACGCUAACAAAUCUCGGAGUUCUUGAUAAGUUUUCAAAGUGUGCAUUUAUGGAUUCUUUGUCUGUGUUUAGAAAACUUUAUCCUAAGCAAUCUUUGAAACAAGUUGACCUUGUAUCCUCUAUUCUUGGUGAAGUGUAUGAUGCACAUAAUGCCAUUGAAGAUGUAAGGGCACUCGGAAAGUUAAUUCAGCAUGUGAAUCUCCCAACUAAAGACUUAAUGGAACAUAAUUUCAGUCCAUCAGCAGUAGCCAACAACAUCAUGUUCAAUAGGACUAAAGCCUCAAAUUUACCGUCAUUGAAUCCUUUGCUUUAUACAGGAGUAAUGAAAAGACCUACUGCUGAAAACAUUGCAGGAUCUGGAUUAAAUUUGUCACAUUUAAAGCUGUUGUAUUGUCGCGGUGGGGAGGACGCUUUACGGGAUGUUUUCACAGCUAAGAAUUCUGAAGGCUUGCCUAGAGUCACAAAUCUACUAGGAAACAAGUUUAUAUUUUUAUACAUGGCACAUAUGUAUGGCAAUCUUGUGACGCUAUUGAGAGAUGAUAUAUCUUAA